Molecule: messenger RNA, 1446 nt
Organism: Cuscuta campestris
Lineage: Eukaryota; Viridiplantae; Streptophyta; Magnoliopsida; Solanales; Convolvulaceae
Source: the annotation of a GenBank genome assembly
AUCGGAUCAUUUGGUGGAUUUAUUGUCCAUCAAAUUGGUGCUCUUGUUGAGAGUUCGAGAAUCAUACUCAGAGGAAACCCUCCACCAAGACGAUGGUGCAAACACGCAGCAACGCCAACGUUGGUACCGGAGCUCCCCAUCAGGGAGAAAACAGCGCCACCGGAGGUCGGCACCCCCCCAUCACUACGGGGGAGGCAGAGGCCCUCAUCCAGAGGGUCGGAAUCACAGCUGAGCAAUUCAAGGAGGUGCUGGCGGCACUUACACCCAAUCGCGAGAUUGUGGUGGAGGAUGUGGUUGGGGGACCCGCAGGCGGGAAGGCUGGACCUGCGGGCUCUCAAGGGAAAAAGAAGAAAGUGAGGCGGUCCCAGAAAAAGAAGGCGACCAAGCCUAAUGGGAAGGCUGUGAUGGAAGAUGCGCUCUCCAGAUUGGACGAAGAGUCGUCCUCCUUCGAACUAAUGUCUGCUUUUGACCGUUUGGGAGAUCCCAAGUCAAAGAAACCCCGGACCUCUGCGUUCGAACGGUUGCAGGACACUCAGUCGGCCCGAAAGGGUGACUUAUGGGAUACGCUCAAGGAGAAAAGAGGGGAGUCCACAGCGACCUCCAAGACCGGUUUUGAGGAGCGACGAACGACGGUCGAGGACAAAGGUGCAGCCGAGCUGUGGAGAAUGUAUGAACAAUUGGAGAAGCGGAUGGACGCCCAAAAUCCCUACCGCCAGGCGGUCUUCAGCGAGGUAACACCCUUCUCAAGAAGGAUAAUGUCUUGUCCCCUCCCAGACAAUUUCAAGACUCCCCAGAUCAAGGCGUACAAUGGGACGACUGACCCCCAGGACCAUCUUGCUCGCUUCGGGGCGAACGUGGUCAUGUAUGCGUACCCAGAGGAAAUCAAGUGUCGGUGUUUCCUGGCGACACUGGAAGGGCAGGCUUGUGAGUGGUUCCACAAGUUACCCAAGAGAUCAAUAGAUAAGUGGAGCGACCUAGCCCACAAGUUCUUGGAGCAUUUCGCAUCCAGCCGAAGACAAAAGCUCCCCUUCUCGCACUUGCUCAAUGUGAAGAUUCGGAAAGGAGAGCAGCUCCGGGAAUUCAUUAAUAGGUGGGAAAAGGAGGCCAGGGACGUCCAAGGAGCGGACGACCAAGCCCUGAUCGCCAUGCUCCAAGCUGCACUCCCCCAGGGGGAUGUGCGCAAAGAGCUGCGAAGGAAUCCUCUCUCGACCUAUCAGGAGAUGUUGGCCAGGGCGAAAUACCUGGCUUUAGAAGAAGAAGACGAUGAGCCGCCAGUCCGGAAGGAGAAGAAAAGCGGGCCACCAGUGGCAGAAGGGAAGAAAAGGAAGGAUUACGUCGGGAAAGCUAUGGAGUGCAGGAUGCACCCAAGUAUUGCGAGUACCACCGUAACAGCACCCACAACACGUCGGAGUGCGUUACGAUGAAGAAGGAGAUGGAUCAGUUGAU